Molecule: messenger RNA, 1031 nt
Organism: Camellia sinensis
Lineage: Eukaryota; Viridiplantae; Streptophyta; Magnoliopsida; Ericales; Theaceae
Product: S-adenosyl-L-methionine-dependent methyltransferases superfamily protein
Biological process (GO): rRNA methylation
Molecular function (GO): rRNA (adenine-N6-)-methyltransferase activity; nucleic acid binding
Source: RefSeq, a predicted model, not a curated record
ACAUACAUAUUCCAUAUUCCAUUCCAGUAUAUACACACAUUCUAGGGUUUUACAAAUAAAUUUCUCACCUUUUUUUUGACUGAGAAUCUGAAUCUCUCUCUCAAUCGAGGAUUCUCCCACUAGAAGAUGAAGCUCAAGCAAUUGGAAGGUCAUCUUGGAUCCCUUCAACAAUUCUCCAACCCAAAGAUUGAACUAGAACAAUACCCAACUGGACCCCAUAUCGCUUCUCGGAUGUUAUACACUGCAGAGAAUUCAUUUGGGGAUGUGGCCAACAAGGUAGUGGCAGAUUUUGGUUGUGGGUGUGGUACAUUGGGUAUUGCAGCUGCUCUCUUGGGUGCAGAACAUGUCAUUGGCCUUGAUGUUGAUGCUCAGUCAAUUGAAAUUGCAUCCAUAAAUUCAGAAGAUCUUGAGUUAGAUGUGGACUUUGUUCAAAGUGAUGUGAGGAAUUUACGAUGGAGAGGUCCAAUUGUUGAUACCGUUGUUAUGAAUCCUCCGUUUGGAACCCGGAAAAAGGGAGCUGAUAUGGACUUUCUUUUUGCGGCUUUGAAGAUUGCUUCACAAGCAGUUUAUUCCUUGCAUAAGACCACGACAAGAGAUCAUGUGAAAAGAGCAGCAUUGAGGGAUUACAAUGCUAAAAGUGCUGAGGUAUUAUGUGAGCUUCGAUAUGACGUGCCACAACUAUACAAAUUUCACAAGAAAAAGGAAGUGGAUAUUGCCGUGGACCUUUGGAGAUUUGUUCCUCAGAGAAUUCAGGGAAAGGGUUUUUAACAACUCAUUCAAGACAAUGCAUCCAGUUUUUCAAGCGAUGAACAUGUGUGAGAUUUAGAGAAAUGUGAUGGUAUCUUUUGUGAAAAACAGAAUGUGUGUUCUGCGUACCCAAUAUUAUGAGGGGCUCCAUAGCUGCAGUGCCCCAUUUGUAACGGAUGUGAGAUUUAGAGUAUUUUCUUGACCCAUUCAUAUUUGUUAUCGGAACUGAAUAAUUAGACAGGAUUUUCCAUAAUUUUUAUAUAUUUUAUACCCUCAUCAAGAAA